CUCCUCGGCAGCAGACACAAAUAGAUACAGCAAUCUGAUUGUGAGAUAACCAGUUCAAUUAGUGAAAGUCUGAGUCGCCGGCCAAAUUGCUUUAUGCAACUCCAUUUUAUCGACCAAACAAGACGGCCGCCACAGCAGCUGCCGUUUAAAAAUCCCGCUCAAAAUGCAGUGUUGUCAAGCGCAACACCGAAAUGCGACUAGGUGGCAACGCGGUGCCGGCAUGUUUUCUUGUUUUCGCAAUUUGCAUGCGGCGUUGAAACUCCUGAAACGUGCUGGAAAUUGUGCCGAAAAUGAGCGCGCUUAGCACCAAACUGCUCCUGAAACGGAUGCCCUGCACGCUGGAGGAACUGGCGCAGCUGAUCCACGAGUGCAAGCUCAUCCUGCCGCGCUCACUGAACACCUACGGCCGGAAACGGGUGCUCCUCGAGUAUGGCGAUCCGGAGGAGGCGGAAAGAGCGCUGGAGCAGCUGCAAGGACUCAGCGAAACGCUGGACAAGCCGCUGUGCAUCAGUGUCUUUGGACCGCGGCCCACUGCCGGAGCCGCCGGUGCCAACAAAUCCACACAGACAAAGGCAGCGGGCAAUGGAAGUCCUGCUUCUUCUGGCCUUCCGGAUAUCGACAAGUACGUUCGAAGGCUAUACGCCUGCAAUAAUCAGUGCGACUUCACACAGCCGCCGCCGCCAUAUCUCAGCUACAGCUAUCCACCCAUAAACGGGGAAAUCCUAGCCAGAAUCGGUCAGCAUCUGCAGACAAACUCGCACUUCUAUAACCAAGUUUUGCACCUGAUGAAUCGCAUGAAUCUGGAGCCACCUUUCGAAAAGCGUGCCGAUGGACUGAUGGUUCAGUUGCAUCUGCAGCAUGUGGGCACUCAAACCGAGUCCAUACCCAGCGAAUCGGAAAGUGAGCUGGAGAGCGACGACGGGGAGCAAAAGCUGGCCAAAAGACAGCGAUUGCUGCCACCGCCGUCGAGCGAUGUGGCCCGUGCCAAGAUUCUCAAGCGAACCCGCCAAAUGCUACAGCAAGCUGCCCAUCUCGGUAGUCACACUAAUCCCAAAAGGACAGUUGAAAAACCCUCUUUUAACGCACCCAAAAUAGAGAUGAAACUGCCCGAUAGCCUAAUGCCAUCCGCGUCAAAUCCAGAAAGGGUUGCAUCCACAUCCAAGCCAGAAAGUCGUGCAAAGCUAGAAAGGCGUCUGUCCACCAGUAAGCUCGAAGCUCUGCCGGUGUAUAAGAACUACAAGACCGGCGAUCCCAGCAACAAGUUGUACAUUAAGAAUCUGGAGAAGAGCGUGGAUGAACAGCAACUGCGGGAAAUCUUUGCCAAGUACACUGCACCGAGUAAUUUGGACAUCAAGGUCAUGCAGCAGGGUCGCAUGAAAGGGCAGGCAUUCGUGACCUUCCUCAAAGCGAAAAAUCCGGAGAUAAUAGCCCAAGCCCUAAGCGAAACCAAUGGACUUUUGUGGCACGACAAACCCAUGAUCGUCUGCUACGGCAAACAGCAAUAGGAGCAGUCAAGAGAUCUGGGAGAAGACAACUGGGCCUGAUCGAUACCAUAUACGUCGACGGUGCUCGCCCAGAACCCGGUAACGAUCCCGAGGAGUCGCUCAACGAGGACGAAGUCACAGCAGCCAACACAGUGCCCGUUAAGAGCAAGAAGUCGCGG
Messenger RNA from Drosophila teissieri, 1663 nucleotides. It is a transcript of the gene Snp, whose product is annotated as ERI1 exoribonuclease 2. Gene Ontology annotation, molecular function: U12 snRNA binding; 3'-5'-RNA exonuclease activity; pre-mRNA intronic binding. The transcript has 2 exons. Gene Ontology annotation, cellular component: U12-type spliceosomal complex. The coding region runs from base 291 to 1505 and encodes 404 amino acids. The record is from RefSeq and is a predicted model, not a curated record. Gene Ontology annotation, biological process: exonucleolytic trimming to generate mature 3'-end of 5.8S rRNA from tricistronic rRNA transcript (SSU-rRNA, 5.8S rRNA, LSU-rRNA); mRNA splicing, via spliceosome. Lineage: Eukaryota; Metazoa; Arthropoda; Insecta; Diptera; Drosophilidae.